GUCGGGCCGGGCAGGGCGGCUGGGGAUGGGUGGGGGGGCCGACUUCCUGGGGCCGUCCGUGAGGAUGUCGCGACCGCCCCCGGGGGCCCCUCAGCCCCGGAGACGCCGCCGCAACGGAGUCCGCAGCCUCCCUGCCUGAGGCGUCCGCGGCCCGGAUCCGGCCCCUCCCCUCCCCUCCCCUCCCAGGUGCGGGCCGGGCAGGCGGCCGCGGCAGAUUUUAUCAUGUGGGCAACCUGCUGCAACUGGUUCUGCCUGGAUGGACAGCCUGAGGAGGUCCCAACACCCCAGGGAGCCAGGACGCAGGCCUAUUCCAACCCUGGGUACAGCUCCUUCCCUUCCCCAACAGGCUCAGAACCAAGCUGCAGGGCCUGUGGGGCCCAUUUCGCAAACACGGCCAGGAAGCAGACCUGCUUGGACUGUAAGAAAAAUUUCUGCAUGACCUGUUCGAGCCAAGUGGGGAAUGGGCCCCGCCUCUGCCUUCUCUGCCAACGGUUCCGAGCCACAGCCUUUCAGCGGGAGGAGCUCAUGAAGAUGAAGGUGAAGGACCUGAGGGACUAUCUCAGCCUCCAUGACAUCUCUACCGAAAUGUGCCGGGAGAAAGAAGAGCUGGUGUUCUUGGUGCUUGGCCAGCAGCCUGUAAUCUCCCAAGAGGGCAGGACUCGUGCCCCGACCUUGUCCCCGGACUUCCCUGAGCAGCAGGCCUUCCUGAGCCAGCCUCACACCAGCACGGUACCUCCUACCUCACCCAGCCCCUCUUCAUCUGCACAAGCCACCUCUGUCCCCUCAGCGCCGGCUCAGGAGCAUCAGCAGGCCAAUGGCCAUGUGUCUCAGGACUACGAAGAGCCCGGCUACCUGGAGAGCACAGCCAGAGCAGCUGCUGAGGACGAGACCCAGUCCGUUGACUCAGAGGACAGCUUCGUCCCAGGUCGGAGGGCCUCUCUGUCUGACCUGACUGACCUGGAGGACAUUGAAGGCCUGACAGUGCGGCAGCUGAAGGAGAUCCUGGCUCGCAACUUCGUCAACUACAAGGGCUGCUGUGAGAAGUGGGAGCUGAUGGAGAGGGUGACGCGGCUGUACAAGGAUCAGAAAGGACUCCAGCACCUGGUGUGUGGCGCUGAAGACCAAAAUGGGGGAGCAGUGCCGUCCAGCCUGGAGGAGAACCUGUGUAAGAUCUGCAUGGACUCGCCCAUUGACUGUGUCCUGCUGGAGUGCGGCCACAUGGUGACCUGUACCAAGUGUGGCAAACGCAUGAAUGAGUGUCCCAUCUGCCGGCAGUAUGUGAUCCGAGCUGUGCACGUCUUCCGGUCCUGAGGGCUUGCAUCUGCUUCUUCAGUGCCUUACAGGGACAUAGCCUGGGAUGCCUGGGCUCAGGGUUGGCCAGCUUGCAGAGGGGGCAAGUUAAAAGAAGAAAUUUUGCAGUGUUCCCAAGAUCAGGGCAAGCAAAGACACCAUGUUACCCCUGGGCGUGCCUGUCUUGCCAUGGGGGUACACCUUUUGACUGGCCGAGCCCCUGAGGCCAGUGGGGACUGCUACAAAUCACACGGGUGAGUCCUUAUUUCAGUGAUCUUGGGGUGAUGAUGGUACAUGAUGAAAAGACUUGCCAGAACUUCGACCAUGUCUUCCUCCCUUCCUCUGAGAACCUAGGCAGUUUCACCCUUCCUCCUGGACCCCACCCAUCCCCUGGAGAUGUUUGCCUGUGUCUUUCAUCAAUCAAAAGUCCUGUCAGAAAUGGUUGUCUUCCUCUCCAGCACAUUGGGAUUUAAAUUUCUGGUCUCUGGCUUUCUGUGCUUUAACCUACCUUUGCUAAAGUCUCUUGCUACAUUGCCUAAAAUCCCUUUGUUUCUUUGGACCAAAACUGUUAGUUUACCAGACCAAUUGUGGUCUUUAGGAUAGAAUUUGGACCAGUAAAUUUAACUCUGGUAAGAAAUGAUACACAAGUGUUAUCAAAAAACUUCAGUUGUUAAGAGUUGCUUCCUUAAGUGCUGGGAUUGGAAGCUCUCAGUCUUUGUCCUGAUCCUAAGAGCCAACAAACUGCUGGGAAAUCCCAGUCUCUAGGCAGGGGAUGGUGCAUGGGUAAUCUCUGCUGCUUCCUCUCUUGGGGCCUGACUUUGCACCAUCUUUUAGUUUGUGAGGAAAGCGGAAGUGUUAGGUAAAGGCAGUGGCUUUCUGCUUAACUUUGGCUUGGCUUCUGAGCCUCUUUUUGCAAUAGGCAGGAGUUUUAAACGACUUUCCCCUGAAAAUGAAGUCCACCCCCCCUCCCAUGAGGUUUUAAACUUGGUCUCACCCAAGACACGGAGACUUAGGCAAAGAACCUUGCUCUCCUCUCUAGCCAGAUGAAGUUCCUGGAGACCAAACACCUGUAAGAACACCUAAGAGAUAUCAGAAGGUACUGAAUGAGCCUGGAUUCUGCCUGUGCACAGAUAGCUGAAGUCUUAAUUCCCCAGGUUGGUGGGGAAUCCCUACUCGCAUUUUCCUUCUUAGCCUACUGAUUUUUGGGGGCAGGUCAGGGAAGCAGCAUUCUCUAGGCCCCUUCGGAAGAAGGAUGUUAAUGAGUAGGUGAUGUUUUUGAGCCCUCUUAGGGUCUUUAGACCACUGGAGGAACCAAAGGGCUUAAGUUUGCUGGAAAAGCUGAGGCAAGCACAGAACACACAUGCUAUCAGGAAAGCUGUGUGUCCUCCCGUUACCAACGGAUGAACUAUGCAAACCCUAAACACCUGAGGAGGGCCCCCCUUGCCGCAGCUGAGCUCCCUGAGACUAGAAGAACCAAUCAUGACUCUGGGUGGCAGUGGGAAACCUCUAAAGGGACCUAUUAAUUGGUGCAGAUGUACUUACGCUUUUGCUUCAUCAUCAACCACUAAACCCCUUCGGGAGAAUGAAAUAAUUUCAAAACGUAGUUGUCAGCUGAACACUGGGCCACUUACCUCAACAUGAUACCAAGGCCUGGAUGAUUUGAUUCUGGGCCGAAGCUUUUGUAGGAAUUGGGGAAUAUGAGAUUUUCCCAUGAAAAUAUCACCUUUCUGGCAGACAAUAAAUGCUGUAGUUUACAAUGCCUACCAGUUUAAACAAAGGAUCAUUCAUUCAGCUACUCUUGAAUUCCACUGUGAAACAGGUCUAUGUAUAUGCUACUCAGUUAAGAUCUAGCAAUAACUUCAGGGCAGAAGCUGGCUCUCUCCCUACUUCACACUUUUCUCUGCUGAAGCCCUACCUCCCCCUACCUCCCCAUUUUCCUCCUAGACACAAGUUGAAAAUAGUAUACUGAUGGUUGGUUAGUAAUCUCAGUGAGAAUUAGAACUGAUGUCAUUUACACAUUUUGGAGAAAGAACUUGCCUUUAAAUGUUUUGUCCUCUUAUGGUGAGUUACCAUUUAGGAAGAAAGGUGUCAACCCUGAUUUUUUUUUUUUUUUUGGUAUCACUUUUAUUAUUACAACAAAUAAAAGUUGGAAGUCCCAACAUCCCAUUCCAGUUAAUAUCUAACCCAAGUAUAAAACUUGAUUUUUUUAAAUCCUUGAAUCCUCCCUCCUGCCCCUCACGAAUCCUUGGUUUUAAUUAUCAUGGAAACAUGUAAUUCUUCCAAUUAUUCCGUGGCUUUUGCUGUGAUUGCUGAGAUUUCAGUUGAGACUUAAGACUUGGACAGCUGACUGGCUCAUAAUACAUUGGAAUAGUUGGAUCCAAACUAAUAAGCUGUAAAGAAAUUAGUGCUCAAAUAUAUAUUGUAUAAAUUUGUUGAAAUCUC
Molecule: messenger RNA, 3732 nt
Organism: Lemur catta (Ring-tailed lemur)
Lineage: Eukaryota; Metazoa; Chordata; Mammalia; Primates; Lemuridae
Gene: RFFL
Product: ring finger and FYVE like domain containing E3 ubiquitin protein ligase
Exons: 7
Coding region: 223-1311 (362 amino acids)
Biological process (GO): proteasome-mediated ubiquitin-dependent protein catabolic process; negative regulation of extrinsic apoptotic signaling pathway via death domain receptors; protein K48-linked ubiquitination
Cellular component (GO): cytoplasm; plasma membrane
Molecular function (GO): ubiquitin protein ligase activity
Source: RefSeq, a predicted model, not a curated record